Molecule: messenger RNA, 991 nt
Organism: Gasterosteus aculeatus aculeatus (three-spined stickleback)
Lineage: Eukaryota; Metazoa; Chordata; Actinopteri; Perciformes; Gasterosteidae
Source: RefSeq, a predicted model, not a curated record
AUGAAGAGGGCAGGUUCUGCAGGUGGAGCACAUAUAUAUAUAUAUAUAUAUUACCGUGUGUGUGUGUGUGUGUGUGACACAGCUCAGAAGACGGCGCUGAUCGUGUACGCCCACCAGAGUCCGGGUUCCUUCAACGCCGCCGUGCGUGACCUGGUGACGCUGGAGCUGGCGGCGCAGGGCUUCAGGGUCCUAGUGUCCGACCUGUACGCCAUGAACUUCAGAGCCAACUCCACGCAGGACGACAUCAUCGGUGACCUCAGGAAUCCAACGCUGUUCCAGUACGGAGAGGAGACCAUGUGCGCCUGGAUGGAAGGCCGCCUCAGCGACGACAUCCAAGCCGAGCAGCGCAAAGUAGAGGAGGCGGAGCUCAUCAUCUUCCAGUUUCCAUUGUACUGGUUCAGUGUGCCGGCCAUCAUGAAGGGCUGGAUGGACCGAGUUCUCACUCAAGGCUUCGCCUUCUCCCUGGAAAAGAUGUACAAUAAUGGAAUAUUCAAGGAUAAGAAAGCGAUGUUGUCUUUCACUACCGGAGCCACACAGACAAUGUUCCAGCCGGAUGGAAUCAACGGCGACAUCAACAUCGCGCUCUGGCCUCUGCAGAACGGCACUUUGCACUUCUGCGGAUUUCAGGUCCUCGCUCCUCAGAUAUUCUGGGGUCCGGCCCACUGUCCGGCCGCCGUGCGAACCAUGAUGCUCGACGGGUGGCGAGCCCGGCUCAAAGGACUGCUGGCGGAAAAGCCUUUGACCUUUGCCCCCUGUGAGCUGUUUGACCUCAGCUUUCAGGGCGGGUUUCUGCUACGGCCCGAAGUGAGGGAGGAGCGGGAGUCGCAGCCCUACGGCAUCACCACGGGGCACCAUCUGGGGAAACCACUGCCGCCUGACAACCAGAUCAGAGCCCCGCCUGCUUCUGAAGAAAGGGAGGAACCGGGCCGCAGCAGCUAGAACUGCUCUCAUGUUUGGAAACUGAAGCUAAAAUAAAAAACAUUUGAAUAAA